AUGUUUCGGUCAACAAAUAGUUUUGAAGAGGUUGUUGCAAAAGCGACCGAUGAGACGCUCACCUCUGAAAAUUGGGAGUUAAUUACAAAUAUAUGUGAAAAAGUCGAGGCUGGUGGGGAAAAAAGUGCAAGAGAAUGCAUUGAAGCCAUACAAAAACGUUUAGCUCAUCGAGCUGCUAAUGUGCAACUGUAUUCUUUGACGCUGUCAAACUCGCUUGUCAGAAGUUGUGGACUGCCGCUUCAUCGCGAGAUUUGUAGUCGCACGUUUACCUCAAUCUUAGCGCGUAUGGUCACAGACAAGAACACACAUGAAACCGUCAAAAACAGGAUAACAGAAUUAAUUCAAGAUUGGACAUUUGAGUUCCGAUCAAACUCAUCAUUGAGUCUCAUGGAAGAGACAUUUAAUCAGUUGCGAGCACAGGGUGUCCCAUUCCUGCCACCCGAUAAGCCAAAAAAAGAACCAACUCAGUCAGAAUUAGACAAACAAAAAGAAGAGGAUGAUUUUCAAUUGGCAAUUGCGAUGUCAUUGUCACAGACAGUGACCCCGAAAGAGAGAAUCGUUCAGCGGAGUCCACCUUCGCAAAAAGCAGUUGUCAAACAAGACGCUACACCAAAACAACCACCACCAGCAUCAAAAGUGCGCUCAUUGUAUGACUUCACUCCCACCGAACCAGGCGAACUAGGAUUUUCCCGUGGAGACGUGAUCACAGUGCUGGAGACCGUGUAUAAAGAUUGGUGGCGUGGCGAGUUGAAUGGCAAGACAGGAAUUUUUCCGGUUAAUUAUGUGGAAAAAAUCACUGAACCAAGUCCUGCAGAUUUAGCACGUGAAGCAGAAAUAGAAGCCUCUGUAUUUGCGGAAGCACGUAAUGUCGAACGAUUGCUCGAGCUGUUGUCGACUAUUGAUCCAACCAAAGAUAGUUUCUCAGAAAAUGAAGCUAUCCAGAAUUUGUACCACUCAACAUUAGCAGUUAGACCGAAACUGGUACAACUUAUUGAAAAAUAUAGUCAAAAGAAAGAUGAACUUAUCGCACUAAAUGAUAAAUUCAACACGGCAAGAACUACAUACGAUCGACUACUUGAGGAAUCGAUUAAUAGAUACAAACCGAAUGCUACCGUUGGUGGUCCUUCUGCGUUACAGCAACAGCAACAAUAUGCCUAUCAACAGCAACAACCACCGCCAGUUGGUUAUGCGCCACAACAACCGCCAUCUAAUGCUGGAUAUCAGCAACAACAGCCACAAUUCGCUAAUCAAGAUGGAAUGUCGCAGCAACCACCGUCACAACAGCAUCAACAACAGCAACAACCAUAUCAACAAGCUCAAUUCACCCAGACAAAUCAACAACCACCGCAAAGUCAGCAACAAUACUCAACAGAGCCUCAAACAUUUAUACAGCAAACACCGUCGCUUUCGUCAUCAACAACAGCUAACGGUAUUAAUCCUGAUAAUAAUAUACAGCAACAGCAGCCAAAUAAAUUUGGGGGCGCAUUUCCUCCAAUGUCUAAUGGUUAUCCAAAUGAACAACAACAGUCACAAUAUCAACAAUCACAAAAUCAACAGUCACAACCACAGUAUCAGCAAAUCGAUCAACAGCCACAACAAUAUCAACAAAUUGAUCAACAGCAGCAGCAGACACAACAACCUCAAACACCACAACAAACAUAUCAACAAUUACAAACAAAUAAUAUUCGUCAAGCAUCACUACCCUUAUUACCACAACAACAACAACAAUUAUCCUAUCCAUCUCAUCAACCUCAACCUCAACCUCAAUCUUCGUUACCAUUACACCCACAACAGCCGCAACAACCUCCUCUUGGCACAACUCAUCAGGUACCACAGCAAAACGUCGCUCCUGGAUAUAAUAAUGCUUCGAUAGUUCAGCAACAGCAGCAACCUCAACAGUACGCUGCUCAAGGCUAUUAA
Messenger RNA from Ambispora leptoticha, 1920 nucleotides. The record is from the annotation of a GenBank genome assembly. NCBI's taxonomy places the organism in Eukaryota, Fungi, Glomeromycota, Glomeromycetes, Archaeosporales, Ambisporaceae.